Molecule: messenger RNA, 1370 nt
Organism: Phragmites australis (common reed)
Lineage: Eukaryota; Viridiplantae; Streptophyta; Magnoliopsida; Poales; Poaceae
Product: NAC domain-containing protein 37-like
Exons: 4
Coding region: 161-1216 (351 amino acids)
Biological process (GO): regulation of DNA-templated transcription
Molecular function (GO): DNA binding
Source: RefSeq, a predicted model, not a curated record
CGCAAAGCUCUCCUCAUCAAGCUAUUUAUUCUUCCAGAAACACAAGCUAGCUAGCUUCUUAGAGAUCAAGAACAUAUACACUCUUUCUCUGGUAAGAGCUCCACGUACGACAACAAUCGCUAUAUUGUAGAGGAUCAUCUGAGGUGUUGGUGGUGAUCAUAUGGACUCCAUGGAAUCAUGCGUGCCCCCUGGCUUCAGGUUCCACCCCACCGACGAGGAGCUCGUAGGCUACUACCUCAGGAAGAAGGUGGCCUCCCAGAAGAUCAACCUCGACGUCAUACGAGACAUCGAUCUCUACCGCAUCGAGCCAUGGGAUCUCCAAGAGCAUUGCGGGAUCGGGUACGAGGAGCAGAACGAAUGGUACUUCUUUAGCUAUAAGGACCGUAAGUAUCCGACGGGGACACGAACGAACAGGGCAACCAUGGCUGGGUUCUGGAAGGCGACGGGGAGAGACAAGGCGGUGCACGACAAGAGCCGUCUCAUCGGCAUGAGGAAGACGCUCGUCUUCUACAAGGGCAGGGCACCCAACGGGCAGAAGACCGACUGGAUCAUGCACGAGUACCGGCUCGAGAUCGACGAGAAUGCUCCGCCGCAGGAAGAAGGCUGGGUGGUGUGCCGGGCGUUCAAGAAGAGAACAGCAUACCCUGCUCGGAGCAUGGCGUUGGCAUGGGACUCCAGCUACGCCUACCGCGAGCCCAACGUCAUGGCAGAUGCGGCGGCGUUCGUGAAUACCAACGCGGCGUACGCGCAGAUAAGGAGGCAGUCGAAGAGCGCGCGCUUCAAGCAGGAGGCCGAGCUGGACGGCGCCGCGGCGUCGUUCCUGCAGUAUUCCAGCCACUUGGUCGAGCUCCCGCAGCUCGAGAGCCCGUCGGCAGCGCUCGCGCCGAAUGCGAGCCAAGCGUCAGCCGAAGAGGAGGAGGACGCCUCCGGUGGCAGGCGGGGCAAGAAGGAGCGGGCCGACGAGGUGGCCGCCGACUGGAGGGCGCUCGACAAGUUCGUCGCGUCGCAGCUUAGCCCCUCAGAGUGCAGCGGCUUGGAUGCGACGGCGUCGGUGGCCACCGCUGGUGUGGACUUGCAGCUGGACCACGGUGAGGAUGACAUGGCGGCAUUGCUGUUCCUCAACGGCGACGGGAGGGAGGAGGUGGACAGGUGGACAGGGUUGCUUGGCCCGGCCGGCGGGGACGGCGAGCUCGGAAUCUGUGUGUUUGAGAAAUGAGUGGCGGCCGGCGCGCCGUGCACAUGCACGGUGUGGCGCGUGCGUACGCAUGCAUGGCAUGGUGCAUGUGAUAUAUUAUAUGAUUAUAGCUGAAAGUUCGUUCUCUGUUUUUUUCUCCUAUACUUCCCUUUGUAUGCUUCUCAACAAAUGUGAU